AUGUGGGCGAUGCUUGUUGCUGUCGUCGCCGUCGUCCUCGUCAAUCGGGUCCAAACCGUAGACGAUUUCAUGGCUAAGAAAGUGUUCUUAAAGACACCGGCAUCCUACGUGAAUUUAACCUCGGAAGCAUGGAAAGUGCAUGACGGAGACACUGAAAUAACGAUUGCCGUUCGCUUCAAACCUAACACCAAAGUUGGCCAAGUGUUCAGUUUACGAGCGAUCGCACCACACGGGAGGAAAAUAGCAAAGCUUGUCGGUAGUCUACACAAUGGAUACCUCCAGUUGAAUCUGUUGAACACUGACGGGAUCAGCAUACUGAAUAAACCAUUCAGCACACAUUUCUUAGAUCAAAACAAAGAACACAGCUUGGCGGUUCGUUUAAACACCAAAAACAACUCUCUAUUCUAUCGAUUGGAAUCAGACAGCGAUCAUGUUUGCGAGAUCACGGAAGAAAUCGAUAUUGAAGGGGUAGAGUUAGUGCCAACUCUGGGAGACGGAGGGAACUCGAUGAUUGGCUGUGUAACAUUGGUCACUGUGCAGGUGGGCGGAGCGACUCCGCCUUACGAGGUUAUCGAGAUCUCGUCCAAUGAGAUCGAUGAGUGUCCGAGCGACGACGAAUGUGCUUACAGAGAUUGCAAUAAGGGAAGAUGUUUACCACUUGAGGUUGCGACGUGUGACUGCUAUGGCACACAUAAAUCAGGUCCAAAUUGUCGAUACCCGUCUCGAUCCGUUUUUGUGCUUAAUAACGACGACGAGAGUCAACCUAGCAACAUACGCUACACGCCGUGGAAGGUCGAUCAACAAAUCAGUCGGAUAACGAUCGAUUUUAAGUUUGCCGAACUUGACAACAAGCAAGGAGUACUGCUACAUUCAAUACUUAAUGAUGGAUCUGUAGUGAAAUUGUAUGUGGUGGAACGGAAUGGAAAUCUACUUUUCGGAAGCUUUGGUCACGUGAAUUUCACGCUCGACACUAGUGUUGAAUUCCACUCAAUUUUUAUUGGUAUUCAUCAUGAAUCGCGUAUGAUUGGUCUAACGGUUGAUGGGGAAACGAGAAAACUCUCGUUCAUGGAUUCUCCUGUCGGCCUCCAUCUCUCAUCAAUUUUAUUCGGCGGUGCUCCCGCAACAAAUGGUGCACGAGAAUUGGGGAUUACUGCUUGUUUGAAGAAUGUGUACGUAGAUCACCACGAUAUUCUUUACAUGUUAAACGAUAAGGACAAACGGGUGGAGUCAUCGAAGUCUCUUUCAUCUUGUAGUAACGACGGUAGCUUACCGAACUUAAUCGCCGUUGGAGUACCACUAUUCAACGCUGAUCCGCUGCCAAAUGACCUUUUCGACUUUAUCAGCUCUCAAGAUAAUUCUAGUGAUGUGGAUGCAACAUCCGGAAACGAACCAAAUGCUGGGAGUUCAAAAAUUGAGAUAAGUUCCCAAUUGUCGCCAACCAUGCAGCACCUUACCGUUGCAAGUGAGAACAUUCAUAAAGGUGGCAUUUUCGCAUCAGGACCACGAAAAGGUCCCACAAAUCCGUUGCCUUGCGAGAAAUCACAGGAUUACGUAUGUCGCAAUGGUGCUAUUUGUGAGCGUCGUCAGGAAGGACCUGUAUGUUUAUGUAAACGCGGUUUCGCUGGGAAAUAUUGUCAAUUUGUUCUUCAUCCUCGUACUUGUGCUGAAGCGAACACUUUCUACGGUCUCCCCUCAGGACCUACACAUCUGGAUGUGGACGGAACACGUCCAUUGCUUGGUAGUGUAGCGGUUUGCCGCAAUGGAAUCACUACAGUACCCCACGAUAUGCCGAAUGGUACGGUGCUGCGAUCAUCCGAGGACAAGACAAAUUCACUGUUUGUUGUUUCCUACAGAGAUUUCAACAAUGAGAAGCUAGCCAGACUCAUCAAGAAUUCCGACUCUUGCAAGCAAUUUGUGCAAUAUGACUGUAACAAUGCCGCACUUGGGUUUGAGUUGAAAAAAACAUGGUUCCACGUGGCCACUUCGGAUCGUACUGUAGCACAAAUUGGACGUGUGCCAAAUAGUUGCACCUGCAUGGAUUUGGGAUGCAUUGAAAACAAGAAAUGCAAUUGUGAUUCGCGUGCCAUCACUAACGAUAUUGGAUUUCUCUACGGAGAAGAUGCAGGGAUUACUAGAAUAGUGGCUCUACAUUCUGAUGGAGAUGUCAAUGGUAAAAUGACGCUGGGACCACUGGAAUGCGAGGGUUUCGCCGGCUACGGACCAAUUCGUUUUGCUAGAGAGCGGGCACUUGAUGUUCGUCGAUGGAGUGGUGAACUGUUGUCGUUACAAUUUCGUACAGCCAACUCAACGGCUACACUAUUCUCCGUUAUAGAGGAUGAACAGAAAUAUCUGAAAGUUGAAUUAGUGAAUGGUCAUAUGAUCCGGGUUUCGCUGUCAAAUGCCAGCGCAACGGUUGAAUCUCAAGCAAGAAUUAACGACACAAAAUGGCAUCUGUUAGUCCUUGAAUUCGCCAACGAUGAACUUCGUAUUGGAAUCGACAGUUUUAAUGCGUUCGUGGCAGUUUCUAGUGAUGAUAUCCCGGAUGGACAACUGUCACUAAACGACGACAUCAACGGUUUUACUGGCUGUGUUCAAUCGCUUAUAAUUGACGAUGAUGCGGUGCAUUUGCAAGGACUCGCCCAAGAAUUCGAAGAAAUUUCUCCUUAUUGCGAAGAUCGCUGCAAUGGGAAUUUGUGCCAAAAUUCAGCGGAAUGCAUCCAAGAUUUUGCUGCCGAUGCCGCCGUUUGUCGCUGCCGAAAUCCAAACGUGCAAAGCGGACGCAACUGUGAGAAUGACAUCAAUCAAAACUCGUCCGUCUCAUUUCAUGGUGGAUUUCUGAAAUAUGAGUUGUCACAGAACCCAUUGAUUGGUCAAACUGUGCUCUCUUUUCGAACCGACCAAUCACAAGCGUUGAUAAUAUUUGUUCACGAUCACAACAACAAUUUUAUGCAGCUUCACCUCGCCGAAGAGGUUAACCUCACCUUAUCGCUUAACAAUGAAGAUAUUGUGUCUUCGUGUACUGUACGCGCAAGACCUGGGACGGAAUACAGUAACAUGAAUUGGAUACAGGGAUCAUCCCACGAAUCUGACGUGGUACGGAUUUUUGAUGGUCAAAAACUAUGCGGCGGCAUAGAUUGGAAAAACGGCAUUUUUAAAUGCGAGAAAUGGCUCUUGUUUCGGAUAACCAUCGAACACUCGCUGGAAUCAUCGACAUUAACGGUGGAUGACGAUGCAUGCAUUAUCCAUACGCCAAGACAACUUUCACAACACCCUGUACAAAAGUUUAUCAAUGUUUUCACAGACAUAGUGGUCAUUCCCGUGGGAUUAAAUUCGCCGAUAGAGCCGAAACCAUUUGUCUAUACUUUUGUAGGAGGAAUCGAGCGAGAAUCACAUACAAGCGAUGGAUCGAUGGUGCUGCGACCGAUCUAUCAAUGUGCCGUACCAAAUCUCCUUGGAUGCGUACGUGGCCUAAGAAUUGGCGGUGAAAUAGUCGACCUACGUCAGACAGGACACGGUUUUCGACCGAAUGAUCCAAAAUUAAUCCGUAUCGGUUGCGAAUUGGGAUGUAGUUCGUUGGAUUGUAAGAACAGCGGACAUUGUUCGGUGGGAUGGCUGGGGAACGGAGACGUUACGUGCGAUUGUUCCCGUACAAGUUAUGCUGGAUCGGAUUGUACUGUUGACAACGGCCUUAUUCUCGCCGCUAACUCAUACUUCACAUUUGAUAUGGAUCGAUUUUUGUCGCGGUACAUUUUGAGUCCCAUGAAACGUACACAAACGUUGCAAUUCGCUUUUGCACCAUCGUCACCGUCGACACAUCACCAAAUUUUAGCCACCGUCCAGUUUAAAGACGAACGGAUUUUCGAAGUGGUCCUGAAUAGAAAUGGUUCUGUGAAUGUAGGAAUUGUGGAUGGCAGCAAAAAGGGCGUAGUUAAGACAUUUGUGGGGAAUUUCUCAGAUGGUUAUAGGCACUUUUUCGUGGCUCGAUUCGGUGCCCACCAAGCAACUGCAGUUACUGUGGACGCAAUUCGUCAUGAUUUUGAAUUUAUGGCCGAAAAUCUAGAUCUUUACAAUGCCAAAGAAAUCGUGCUCGGAGGUCAAAAGUCUGAAAAACCCGAAAUAACUGCACAGAGCAUGAAAAACUACUACAAUGGCUGCGUGUCGAAUCUGGAUGUAGAUUUCAAUAUACCAGCACUUCGUGCCACCCCUAUCUCUUAUUUGAACGAAGACGUCCCAUCACUAGCUAAUUAUAGUUGGUUAACUCCUACAAUCAGUGUUGUUAGAGGAAGAUGUGCACCGUUUAGGAUACCAAAUUCAUUGCCAGUAUACCAUGAUCCUGUCGAGUUGCCAAUAUGGGAGACGAAUUUCCAGCGACAUGUCUACCAAUCGGACAGUAAAGAUCCGUUAGCCAUCGGAGAAGACGGAAACACAUGGUUGUGGGCGAUUGGGAUUAUCAUCGUGGUGAUGCUACUACUGCUUGCAGCUAUUGUCAUCAUUUGUUGUUGUUGUUUACUGGGCACCAAAUCCAGUGAUAAACCUGUGAUCUCCAAGGAUGAAGAGGAACCUCUACGAAUACUCGAAACUCCGCCUCCCUCUCUUAUUGAACAAUCGAGAGCGUCCGAGAAGCUAGUGACAUUUUCAGAACCGAAUUCAACGAUGAACAAUCAUGUACCAUCGAAAAAAGAAAAGGAUCCAAUUGAGGCUAAUCGCGCUGAAUCGCCUCGAUCCUCACUACAAUCGGGAAUGACCGCGUAUUUCACUGCUCAGGAGAGCCUAAGCGAGAACGAUGUGGACGAGGAAAGCGAGUACGAUCUGGAUGCAACAUUACGCGACAUCGGCGACGAGAAUUUUGAUAUGCGUGAUGUGACCAGACCUCAGUCGUUCAUUGAUCGAUCAUCGCCGCGAUUAUCUUCCUUCAGACAAGGUGACCCAACCGUUCCGAAGGACAGUCCACUCUACGCACCAAUUUCACCAAAUCGAUCGGCACGACCGAUUCCCACACCGGUCCCACCGCCUAGAAUUUCUUCAUAG
Necator americanus (New World hookworm) is the source of this 5028-nucleotide messenger RNA. RefSeq lists its product as uncharacterized. Bases 1 to 5028 code for a protein of 1675 amino acids. The transcript is spliced from 44 exons. Lineage: Eukaryota; Metazoa; Nematoda; Chromadorea; Rhabditida; Ancylostomatidae. The record is from RefSeq and is a predicted model, not a curated record.